Vicia faba (fava bean) is the source of this 4209-nucleotide messenger RNA. NCBI's taxonomy places the organism in Eukaryota, Viridiplantae, Streptophyta, Magnoliopsida, Fabales, Fabaceae. The record is from the annotation of a GenBank genome assembly.
AUGGAGGAAGCACUGGAACUGGCACGCGCUAAAGACGGCAAGGAAAGGAUGGCAGGCGUGGAGCGUCUCCACCAAGUUCUAGAAGCUUCUAGAAAGAGUCUCAGUUCAACCGAAGUUUCCUCUCUCGUCGAUUGUUGCUUGGAUCUCUUGAAGGAUAGUAGUUUUAGGGUCUCUCAAGGCGCGCUGCAAGCUUUGGCUUCCGCCGCUGUUCUCUCCGGCGAUCACUUUAAACUUCACUUCGAUACACUUGUUCCUGCUAUCGUUGAUCGGUUAGGUGAUGCUAAGCAACCUGUUCGUGAUGCGGCUAGAAGGCUUUUGCUCACUCUCAUGGAGGUUUCAUCUCCUACAAUAAUUGUUGAAAGAGCGGGGUCUUUUGCUUGGACAUGCAAAAACUGGAGAGUCAGAGAGGAGUUUGCGCGAACUUUGACAUCUGCAAUUGGUCUAUUCUCAUCUACUGAACUACCCCUCCAGCGGGCUAUUCUUCCUCCUACUUUGCAAUUGCUGAGUGAUCCAAAUCCUGUUGUCAGGGAAGCAGCUAUUUUGUGCAUUGAGGAAAUGUUUGCACAAGCUGGGUCUCAAUUUCGUGAUGAACUUCAGCGCCACGACCUCCCUUCUUCUCUGGUGAAAUAUAUUAAUGCUAGGCUAGAGGGAAUUCAACCAAAAGUCCAGUCUUCAAAUGGUAUUUCUAGUGGUUAUAAUGUUCCUGGUGAAAUUAAUCCUUCAAGUGUUAAUCCCAAGAAAAGUAGUCCAAAGGCUAAAAGUUCAUCGAAGGGCACAUCACUUUUUGGAGGAGAAGGUGAUGUAAGUGAGAAAGCCAUAGAACCUAUCAAGGUGUAUUCAGAGAAGGAAUUCAUCAGGGAAAUUGAGAAGAUUUCAUCUAUCCUUGUACCAGAAAAGGACUGGUCAAUACGAAUUGCUGCCUUGCAGAGAAUUGAACGUCUUGUUUUGGGAGGAGCUGCUGAUUAUCCAUGUUUUUUUGGAAUCCUAAAACAGCUUGUUGGACCUUUAAGCACACAACUCUCAGAUCGAAGGUCUACCAUUGUGAAGCAGGCAUGCCAUCUAUUAUGCUUUUUAUCGAAAGACCUCUUGGGUGAUUUUGAAGCAUGUGCUGAAACUUUCAUACCAGUCCUUUUGAAGCUGGUUGUGAUUACUGUGCUUGUAAUUGCAGAGUCUGCAGAUAACUGCAUAAAAACGAUGCUACGCAACUGCAAAGUUGCUCGUGUGCUUCCUCGGAUUGUUGAUUGUGCUAAAAAUGAUCGUAGUGCAAUACUUCGUGCAAGGUGUUGUGAUUAUGCUCUUUUGAUACUAGAACAUUGGCCUGAUGCACCAGAAAUACAACGAUCAGCAGAUUUAUACGAGGAUAUGAUAAGGUGUUGUGUUUCAGACGCAAUGAGCGAGGUGCGGUCGACUGCAAGGAUGUGCUACAGAAUGUUCGCAAAAACUUGGCCCGAGCGUUCCCGUCGUCUAUUUUCAUCCUUUGACCCUUCUAUUCAAAGGUUGAUAAAUGAAGAGGAUGGAGGCAAACAUAGGCGACAUGCAUCACCUUCCAUUCGUGAUAGAAGUGCACCAAUUCCAUCAACUAAUCAAGCAUCAAAUCCCGCUAAUCUGACUGGUUAUGGAACUUCAGCUAUUGUUGCCAUGGACAGAAGUUCUAGUUUAUCAACGGGGACUUCUGUCUCCUCUGGUGUUCUUCUUUCACAAGCUAAGUCACUUGGUAAAGGUACAGAACGUAGUUUAGAAAGUGUACUGCAUGCAAGCAAACAGAAGGUCACUGCUAUUGAGAGCAUGCUUAGAGGUUUGGAUUUGUCAAAUAAGCAUAAUUCAUCUGCUCUGCGAUCUUCAAGUUUGGAUCUAGGAGUUGACCCUCCCUCAUCUCGUGAUCCUCCAUUCCCUGCUUCUGUUUCAGCCUCUAAUCAUCCGACCAUCCUUUCAACAACCGAAUCAUCUGGUUUGGGUGUCAAUAGAGCUAGUAGCCGGAACAAUGAUUUUUCAGCAUACACAAAUAAAAGAGCUACUGAAAAAUUACAAGGAAGAAGUUCUGUUGAUGAAAACAGUUAUAUCAGGGAGACUAGGCGAUAUACGAGCCCCACUGUGGAUAGGCAGUAUAUGGAUACCCUCUGUAGAGAUGGAAACUUUAGGGAUUCACAGAAUAGUCAAGUGCCUAAUUUUCAGAGGCCUCUAUUGAGAAAGAACGUAACUGCACGCGUGUCUGCUGGCAGGAGAAGGAGUCUUGAUGAUAGUCAAUUAUCUAUUGGAGAGAUGUCAAAUUAUGCAGAUGGACCGGCAUCUCUUCAUGAAGCUCUGAGUGAAGGACUUAGUUCUGGUUCUGACUGGUCUGCCAGGAUUGCUGCCUUUAAUUACCUUCACUCGUUAUUGGAGCAUGGUCAAAAAGGAGUUCAAGAAGUAGUUCAGAAUUUUGAGAAAGUAAUGAAGUUAUUUUUUCAGCACUUGGAUGACCCCCAUCAUAAAGUUGCACAGGCGGCUCUCUCCACACUUGCAGAUAUUAUUUGUACAUGCCGAAAGCCGUUUGAGAGUUACAUGGAACGAAUGUUACCCCAUGUGUUUUCUCGUUUAAUUGACCCCAAAGAGCUAGUCAGGCAAGCAUGCUCUACGACUUUGGAGGCUGUUGGUAAAGCGUACAGUAUAGAUUCUCUGUUGCCUGCAUUGCUACGAUCUCUUGAUGAACAAAGGUCCCCUAAAGCUAAAUUGGCUGUUAUUGAGUUUGCAAUCAAUUCCUUUAACAAGCAUACAAUGAACCCAGAAGGUGCUGCUAAUAUUGGAAUCCUAAAAUUAUGGCUUGCCAAGUUAGCCCCAUUGGUUCAUGAUAAAAAUACAAAGCUUAAAGAAGCAGCUAUUACAUGCAUUAUAUCAAUAUACUCCCACUUUGAUUCAUCUGCAGUUUUGAAUUUUAUUCUUAGUUUGUCCGUUGAUGAACAAAAUUCGUUGAGACGAGCCCUUAAACAGCGCACCCCUCGCAUUGAGGUAGACUUAAUGAACUAUCUGCAGAACAAGAAAGAGCGGCGUACUAAAUCUUCCUAUGAUCCAUCUGAUGUUGUAGGAACAUCCUCUGAAGAGGGAUAUGCUGGUUUGUCUAGGAAAGCUCAUUAUAUGGGGAGGUAUUCUGGCGGUUCUCUAGAUAGUGACGGUGGCAAGAAAUGGAGUUCCCAAGAUUCAAACUUGAUUAUAGCCAGUCUUGGCCAACCAGCUUCUGAUGAAACAGAGGAACAUUUGUAUCAUAAUCUUCAGACUGAUUGUGAUAAUGGUAUUGUUGGUUCAAAAACCAAAAAUCUUGCUUACCCAGUCAAUUCAAUGGAUCAAAGCUUUGGCUUUCAAACUGACCAACUUGGAUAUGAGGAUAGUAGCAUUAACUUUGAAGGCAUAUCAUCUGAUGUGGAUGUUAAUGGUCUGAUGUCAUUAGAACAUUUAAAUAUUUCCAAAUUGAACCAUAAUCAUCACUCAGCUAAAGAUGUGAAGGGAAACUGCAUGACAAACAUAGGACUCAGCAUUCCUCAAAUUCUUCAUAUAAUAUGCAGUGGGGGUGAUGGAAGCACUAUUUCAAGUAAGCGGACUGCACUUCUACAGUUAGUUGAAGCUUCUGCAGAAAAUGAUCAUUCUGUUUGGAUCCAGUACUUCAAUCAGAUUUUGACUGUUGUGCUUGAGGUGCUGGAUGAUUCAGAUUCCUCAAUCAGGGAGCUUGCUCUUUCAUUGAUAGUUGAAAUGCUUAAAAAUCAGAAAGAUGCCAUGGAAAAUUCAGUUGAGAUUGUAAUUGAAAAGCUCCUUAAUGUUACAAAGGAUAUUGUUCCCAAGGUUUCAAAUGAAGCGGAGCACUGCCUGACAAUUGUUUUAUCUCAGAAUGAUCCAUUUAGAUGCUUAAGUGUUAUUAUUCCUCUUCUGGUUACUGAGGACGAGAAAACUCUAGUCACUUGUAUAAAUUGCUUGACUAAGAUUGUGGGGCGGCUCUCUCAGGAGGAAUUGAUGGCUCAGUUACCCUCAUUUCUGCCUGCAUUGUUUGAAGCUUUUGGAAACCAGAGUGCGGAUAUUCGUAAGACUGUUGUUUUCUGUCUAGUGGAUAUCUAUAUCAUGCUUGGGAAAGCAUUCUUGCCAUAUUUGGAAGGACUUAAUAGCACACAACUGAAGUUGGUUACUAUUUAUGCAAAUCGUAUCUCACAUGCAAGGACAGGAAAAUCAAUUGAUGCUGCUACCGAUUAG